This is a messenger RNA of Lytechinus pictus (painted urchin), 3164 nucleotides long. RefSeq lists its product as uncharacterized. The transcript is spliced from 5 exons. The record is from RefSeq and is a predicted model, not a curated record. NCBI's taxonomy places the organism in Eukaryota, Metazoa, Echinodermata, Echinoidea, Temnopleuroida, Toxopneustidae. The coding region runs from base 210 to 851 and encodes 213 amino acids.
UAACGAUGAAAUGAAAUGAUUUGUCGACACUGCAUGCACACUCAGCCAGAUAUUCAGUUUUAUUUCGUCGUUCUAUAAGUAGUCAGCGCUGAACUGCCGGUAUUUAUCGGUAGUCAACAAGCUCAAUUUUGUGUGAUUUUAUUCUCGACGUGCACAUAUUAGAUAUAAGACGCGGUUUCGUACAUCAAAAUAAUUCACGAUAUACCAUCAUGGUGGGGAAUACUUUAAAACUAGUGUUGGUUGUAUAUCUUGCUGCUACCGUAGCGGGUUCUGCCUUGGACAGGAACAAGAGACAGUGGGACUCUUUUGAUGAUUUGACAAACAACUUGGGCCCGUAUGGCCACUGUGGAAAGCCGACCAUGUCGAUACCAAACGGUGGCAUAAAGAUCCUCCCUAUAUAUGACUUUGACGACGUUAACGAUAACUCGUGUCUUACCGGAAGUGCAACUCUGUGCGAACCGAAGUUCUACUGCGACCCUGGUUAUGAUGUGAACGGCAACAUCCACCUUGAAUGUGUGGAGGAUGAGUUGACCGGGGAAUACAAGUGGGAUGGUGAUAUCCCGACCUGUACCAAGGAGUUUUCAAGGAUCUAUAUCUAUGCGAUGGUGUUCUCUGUCACCCUCGUACUCAGUCUGAUUGCAGGUUUCGUAAGGUAUUCUAUCCGCAAGUCGAGGGAAGGAUCUCGACCACGAUGUGUAACCCGUACUACGGUGGUCAUUCCCAGUUCAACAACGAUAACAACGAGGACUGGGGGCUCUAUAUUGCCCGGUGGGCCACCACCAUAUGCUCGUUUUGAUGACAGUAACAUCCAAGUACCCAAAGAUGAGCCCACAUCCAAUCCACAAGCCUAAAAGGUCACUGUUGGUGGACCACCUUCCAACGUCUUCCAAGAGAGAUGAGAUGUCUUCCUUGUCCCUUAACAACUACAUAUAUCACAAACUAUGUUGUUGAUUGGUGUACAUAAUGGACUGCACUGGUCAUUUUAUUAAGUAAUUAUUAUGUUUGUGUUUAAUAGAUAACUUUUUUUUAAUAGGUAAAUAUUUGAAAUCAAUAAACGUAAAAUUUAAAGAAACUGGCAGUAUACUAAACGAAUUAUUAACACAUACGCUACCCACUCUUUCAUAAACUCAUAAUAGCACAUGCAUGAAUCAUAUAGUUUUUAUUCCUUUAUCAUUUUAUGUUUUCGUCAUUUGAAAUACCUCUUGCCAAUUUGUUUAAUGUUUCCCGUUAUUUUUUAAAUUAUUUCCGAUUUUAUUAUAGUUGAAUACUACAAUGGCAUACACACUAUUCAUUUCCCAGACACACAAUUCACUUUCAGUUAAUAUUUCUUUCUAGAAUUCCACAACACAAGUUUCAAUACAAUACUUUAUCCGUAAUAUUUAUUUUGUAAUUAUCUAUGUUACUGUUUGAAUAUUUUUUUUUUCAUUAUUACCUUGUAAUACAUCGCAAUUCGGCCUUAGCCGCGAUGAUGUCUUGAUUUUAUUAAUAAACCAUUUAUCUAUCUAUCUAUCUAUCUUACACCGAUGUUGAAAUGUUUUAGGUGUUAGCUCAACACCCAUUGAUGUUAUAACAGCUUGGUUGUUAUUAAUUUUAACGCUGUUUGAAGUUAUGUUGAAAUUCUAGGGUGUCAUUUUAACACCACAGGGUGUGCUGGGCUCUUUAGGAACACCAUGCAGUUUUAGUUUUAACACCCAUUACAUCAUCCUUUUCUCCAUUUGUUUGAGUAGGACCUUUGCUGAUCUAGAGAUUAAGCAAUGAAUAGAGACUGAGUUGGAUUAUUUAUGAAAUACGUACAGGGUUUAAGGUUUCAUUAUAAAGGCUGACAUUAUCCUCUUCCUACUGUUGUAUUAUGAUGAGUGUUGGCGUGCCUUUUAUGAACUUUGCUCUUCCUAAAAUUUUAUCUUGCAUUAUGAUGUCAUAUAUCAUGUUCGAAGGGCUCGUGUGAAAAUAUUUGUUUUAACAGUAAACAUUUACUGUCUAGUUUCUCUUUUCCUUACGAAAGUGCUUUCAUAGUAAGUGUGCCUUGAAUCAAUUUUUUGUGUGUUUCCAGAAGAUUUAAGAAAAAUACGCUGAUUGAUCAUCCUUAUGAAAACAAAUGUUUUUUUAAUGCUGAAAACCACUCGUAGUCACGCUGUAUUUUUUCUUACAGAUUCACAGUAACCUUUUUAGGCUUUAUGAGUGUCAAACGUAUGUUUGUUUGUGUACAUUAAUACUUACUAAAUAAGUAUUUUGGUUAGUGCGUUAAUGUAUAGUAAACAAUAAUAAUAAAUGUAUAUAUUUGUAUAAUGCAUGAUGCAUCUAACAUGGUUCCUGAGAUGCUUCAAUGUAACCAUGGCCUCCAUACAAGUAGGCCCUACUGCGAAACAUAAUGUAUAAACCCAAGUUUGUCGGGGGGGGGGGGGGGGGGGGAGCAGCGCCAAGCUAAAUUUAUGGCGUUUUCUGCACACAUUUGCUUUUAUUAUAAAACACAUUGACAAUGGGCCCGGGAGAACAGGGUGCUGGUUUUAAAAAAAUGACAAAAAAAAAAGAAAUAAUAAUAUUUUAAAAAGGUUUUCGUACCAAAUGAAGGAAAAUUUUGGUCAAAUUAUAACAUUUCAGCAUAUCAACCUGAUUUCCAAGGGGUGCUACCUAUGGUGUAUAACGUAGGCCAAUACGCAACACCCCAUGACAUUGACCCUAUAUAUUUGGUACUAGAUGUGUAUUUAAAGGGGAAGUUCACCCUGCUAAAAAGUUUCUUGUAGAUAUUGUAGCAAAAAAAUAUUCAAAAUAUCAUUGAAGGUUUGAGGAAAAUCCAUCAAAGAUUUAAAAAGUUAUAACUUGUAAUAGAAGUUUCGUUUCUUGAUUUGUGACGUCAUAUGCGAGCAGCUUUCCAUGUAUCGCGAAUAAAAAAAAAUCAAUGAAAUGUCAUUUAAAAAAGAUAAAAAUAAAUGGUGUGUAUUGCACUAUCAGUACAUCAUUUCACACACGCUCCUUAAAGAAAGAUAUUUAGACAAUCAUGAACCAUGACAAAAAAAUGAAUUUAAUGCAUUUUAUAUUAUAUAACAAUUGGAUAAGCUGCUCGUAUAUGACGUCAUUACAAAAAAAUCUCUCAUAAAUUUUUAAUCUGAUAGAUUUUUCUCAAUUGUUCGCCAAUAUUUUUUUACUAUUUUUUCUGAUAUAUAUAU